Tribolium castaneum (red flour beetle) is the source of this 558-nucleotide messenger RNA. RefSeq lists its product as uncharacterized. The transcript is spliced from 4 exons. The record is from RefSeq and is a predicted model, not a curated record. Lineage: Eukaryota; Metazoa; Arthropoda; Insecta; Coleoptera; Tenebrionidae. Bases 92 to 526 code for a protein of 144 amino acids.
GAAAAUGCGGUUUUUACCCUAUUUCCUCAGGAAGCAGAUAUGAAUUGGCUAUAAAUCCGUAAAAUCGUCGCAUUCCCAUUCAUAGUUCGAAAUGAGGCUCGUCAUUCUCAUUGUUUUAUUACUUUCAGUAAUUGAAAUAUCAAAAUCUAAUUUCGUCUGGCUGAUUUCGUGCCACGAUAACACGGAAUGCUCGCAUCUCAAAAACGCAAAGUGUCUCAAUGGGUUCUGCAAUUGCGGGAAAAAGUACAGCGUGUGCGAGGAUUUGAAAAUCAUUGGGAGGGAAUGUGACGAUUUGAGGACGUGUAACUUGAGUUAUUCGGAAUGCGGGGAAAAUGGAAAAUGCGUUUGUAAGGAGGGGUUUAUGCCAGGGAGCGAUUUGAUGAGUUGUCUCAGGGUGGGUGGACAAGUGGCCGGGACGAAUGUUACGGAAGACAAGCUCGGAAAUGAAAAAUCACUCUCACAGUCGAUUUCCGGUCAAGGAUGUGUGUUUUUAUUAUUAAUUAUUUUUUCAGUUUUGUUUUUGUGAUUAUUGAAAUAAAAUAAGCAUUUGUAUGGCGA